Punctularia strigosozonata HHB-11173 SS5 is the source of this 639-nucleotide messenger RNA. RefSeq lists its product as uncharacterized. The record is from RefSeq and is a predicted model, not a curated record. The transcript has a single exon. The annotation marks the transcript as partial. Lineage: Eukaryota; Fungi; Basidiomycota; Agaricomycetes; Corticiales; Punctulariaceae.
GGGACUGAGCAUAAUACACUGGCUGGAUACAGCCUCACGUACGGGACGGAGAAUAAUACAUUGGGUGGAUACAACCUCACGUACGGGACUGAGCAUAAUACAUUGGGCGGAUACAGCCCUGCAUACGUGACAGAGCAUAAUACACUGGGUGGAUACAGCCCUGCGUACGUGGCUGACCAUAAUACACUGGGUGGAUACAGCCUCACGUACGGGACUGAGCAUAAUACAUUGGGUGGAUACAGCCUCACAUACGGGACUGAGCAUAAUACAUUGGGCGGAUACAGCCCUGCGUACGGGACUGAGCAUAAUACACUGGCUGGAUACAGCCUCACGUACGGGACGGAGAAUAAUACAUUGGGUGGAUACAACCUCACGUACGGGACUGAGCAUAAUACAUUGGGCCGAUACAGCCCUGCGUACGUGGCUGAGAAUAAAACACUGGCUGGAUGCAGCACAGACCACAUGACGGAGCAUAAUACACUGUGUGGAUACAGCCCUGCAUACGUGGCUGAGAAUAAAACACUGGCUGGAUGCAGCACAGACCACAUGACGGAGCAUAAUACACUGCGUGGAUACAGCCCUGUGUAUGGGGCUGAACAUAAUAUACUGGAUGAAUACAGCCCAGUGCAUGUGGUAUAG